AUGAGCUCUUAUAGUCAAGUCAAUUCCGAUGACUUAGAAAAAAGAUUGACCAAUAUCACCUCUUUAACCAAGCAAUUAUCCAAGAUCUCUUCUAAUGAUGAUGCUGGCGAUUUCGCUACUCUUGAAAAUCUUACAGAUGAGGAUACUACAAUGAUGGAUGAAUUCUCUGCCACCAAGUAUUGGAAGAAUUAUCAUGACUAUUUCUCAAAGUUGAGCACCAUCAAAAAAGAGAUCAACGAGUUCAAGAACAUGAAGAAUGAAUAUACUGGCGGUGAGGAUUUUGAAGCGGAAAAGUAUCAUCACUUCAACGAUGGCUUAGACAAGGCGAUUAAGAACACCAACAAAUCCUAUAAAGAUUUCAAUGGCAUUGACUACGAUUAUUUCAAAUAG
Saccharomycopsis crataegensis is the source of this 390-nucleotide messenger RNA. RefSeq lists its product as uncharacterized. NCBI's taxonomy places the organism in Eukaryota, Fungi, Ascomycota, Saccharomycetes, Ascoideales, Saccharomycopsidaceae. The coding region runs from base 1 to 390 and encodes 129 amino acids. The transcript has a single exon. The record is from RefSeq and is a predicted model, not a curated record.